UUUAAGACCCAAAUUUGAUUGGCUAGCUGAUUGCUCCGAAUUGCUGUUACGCACGUCGACUCGUCUGUCUUCUUCCACCAUGGACAUCAGCUCGACAGCUCGUCAUCAGCUGUGGGAGUCGUCCUUGAUUACUACAUCGCGCGGUCGACCACCACGCAAGGCGGUGGAGGCAUAACGCUCCACGGAUGUCGAGCGCGAACAUGUUCCGGGACGGCCAGUAUCUGGAAGUGAUUAAGGCCUCGAACGAUUGCCUGGCGACUGCCGUGGUCACCGUGCAAGAAAAAACGGUAGAAAUCAAGAACCAGAAGGUCGUCACGAACAAGUGGCUGCAAGUCGAGGACUGGGCGGCUCUCUAUAAGAUAUUGGAGCGAGCGGUUCUGCGAAACGGCCGUCAGGAUGAUGAAUCGCAUCGCGAAGGACGGGGAUGCGAAUGGAGAAAGUCGACUCGUCAGUUGGAAGUCACAUACACUUUCGAACAUCCAGAAAACGCAAGUGGCAUGCCGUCUUUGCCCACGAUCAAGGUACACGUGUCACCAGCCCGGAAGAAACCGGUGAAGCGAGAGGGUGACGAAAUCUCGAAGAAGAGUAAAGUGAAAAUGAAGAACGACGCAAUGAAACGAACGAAAGAAGAAAAAUCUCCCAUUCAAACAUUGACAAAAACCGAUCGAUUAAAGAAGACACCGAAGAAAUCGACGCAGACUAUCCCAAAAAAGACUGAGACUCCGAGCGCUAGCGUGAAGGAGCAGAAAGACUUGAAGAGGAAAAAGUGUUCGAUAUAUACGCUCUUCGAAGAUUUAGAGAACGCGCCGUUGGAAGAAUACAUCCCGGAUGCGCCGAAGACAAAGAAAUCGUGUCCAUUCAAAUACGUUCCCAGCCAGAAAAGCGCAUUGGAAAAUAUGCGAUCAACGUUGAACGAAUACACGCCGACUCUGUGCGAAGGCAAAAGCCUCAUCGCAGAAAAUGUGAGUUACGUGCCGAACUCCGUUAACAAAGUGGAGACGAAUUAUGAGAUUUACGAACCAAGCGCUACCACAGAGAUACCCAACAGCGUUUUUGAAGAGUAUGUGCCUAAUUCCAAGGGUCUCAACCCCUCUAUAGAAGAGUAUGAGCCUGAUUUCAAAUUCCCGAGUAAACUGAUGAAGUUCGACGAUAGUUAUGUGCCCUCGAGCGUACGACGAAGCGUAUCAAAUGAUUCGAAAAAAACUUCGAGCAAACAGGAGAAGUCGAAGCUGCAGAAACUAGAAGCUCAUCGAAAGGGGGUAGUAGAUAAGAAAAAAAUGAAUCUUUUUUCGUGAGAUACACACACGUGUGAAGUGCUCAAACGUGGUUAUAAGCGACUAAAGAAAGUUUUGCAAG
Messenger RNA from Atta colombica, 1356 nucleotides. RefSeq lists its product as uncharacterized. The record is from RefSeq and is a predicted model, not a curated record. Lineage: Eukaryota; Metazoa; Arthropoda; Insecta; Hymenoptera; Formicidae. Bases 186 to 1295 code for a protein of 369 amino acids. The transcript is spliced from 3 exons.